Molecule: messenger RNA, 1200 nt
Organism: Giardia duodenalis
Lineage: Eukaryota; Fornicata; Diplomonadida; Hexamitidae
Exons: 1
Coding region: 1-1200 (399 amino acids)
Source: RefSeq, a predicted model, not a curated record
AUGUUGGCAAGUCAAGGACUAAUCGAGGACGAGAAAGGGCUGUCCCAAGACUCUAUAGAGUAUGUUACGCCUCAGAGACCGCCACAUGCAGACAAGCUAUUUUCUGAAGCCUUGCUUGUGGUGCAACGCAAAAAGGAAAAAGAUGCAUCUCCACCGUUCACACCUUUCAAUAUUUGGGCAUGCCACCAUUUAUAUAGCGUGUUGGAGUCUCAUGAAAAAGAUAUGCUGACACUGAGUGCUGUCUAUAGCUCUACACUCGCUGCCCAGCCUGCAUAUGAGCAAUUAGUGAUAGGAGGCUUAAAUAAAACUGUUGCAACGGCGGUUUGUCAGUUGUACAUUGAUAAUGAACUGAGCAGACUCCAUAACAUGGCUUCCCGCCUAGAGAGCAUUAGCAUUCUACUGACAAAACUUUCCACAGUCAUGCGCAAUUAUGAAGGUGCACAGAAGUAUCAUCAUAAAAUGAUUGAUUCAGGGCUCAAACGAGCCGCAGAGAAGCGGGCAGCUUUGAACAAAGCAGUCGAAGAGCUUAAUGAGAUUACAGAAGAGUGUAGAUUCAGUACUGCAAACAGGCUUGUAUCGUGUUAUAACUGUGCUCUAGAUGCAUAUUUGGUCGAAUACAAGAAGUUGAUGGAUACAAUGGUGGCCGCGUCCUGUUCAUAUCAGGAGCUUCUAGUCAAGAUGUUUCAGCUUCACAAGCAAGCAGUUAAAUCCGCUAACCAAGACUUUAGAGUUCUCGGCAUGGCUACAGUUCUAUAUCCAAGCACACUCGCAAGCCUAAGGAGUCUGUAUUGUGAGCAGUUCGUUGUCUGUGGAAUUAUGCAAGUCAUUCAGAGGAUGUUUAAGUUUGAUAUCCAAUUUACCACAGAAGUUCUGCCUGAUAUCUCGCUGGUGGCUGUAUCUGUUCAAUCUGUGAUAGGCUCCCUGGGGCUUGUGCUCAGCGAGCCAAAUACUGUUCAUUAUGCCAUUCGGAUCCUGCGAACAUGUAUAAUAGGCGACGGUGUUGCUGGAACAGAAGACCUCGCUCUUAUGGGCUGUGAAGCCGCAUUUGGGCCACAAUUUGAGGAACCAGAGACCGCCUCCAUUAGCUCUCAAGAAAAGAACGUAAGCUUUUCUACCGCAGCUACUAAGCUAGAAAGCGACACUUCUAUCUAUCUCACCCCUAGUGCUCCUCUGGAUAUCGUAGAAUUACCACUAGCAUAA